This is a messenger RNA of Mercenaria mercenaria, 4217 nucleotides long. RefSeq lists its product as uncharacterized. The transcript has 9 exons. Gene Ontology annotation, cellular component: plasma membrane. Lineage: Eukaryota; Metazoa; Mollusca; Bivalvia; Venerida; Veneridae. Bases 682 to 2013 code for a protein of 443 amino acids. The record is from RefSeq and is a predicted model, not a curated record.
CUCUGAAAGCAACACUGAGCCGGAGACCAAGCCUUACGAGUGCCACUGAUGAAUACUCUGAAAGCAACACUGAGCCGGAGACCAAGCCUUACGAGUGCCACUGAUGAAUACUCUGAAAGCAACACUGAGCCGGAGACCAAGCCUUACGAGUGCCACUGAUGAAUACUCUGAAAGCAACACUGAGCCGGAGACCAAGCCUUACGAGUGCCACUGAUGAAUACUCUGAAAGCACCACUGAGCCGGAGACCAAGCCUUACGAGUGCCACUGAUGAAUACUCUGAAUGCAACACUGAGCCGGAGACCAAGCCUUACGAGUGCCACUGAUGAAUACUCAGAAAGCACCACUGAGCCGGAGACCAAGCCUUACGAGUGCCACUGAUGAAUACUCUGCUUAAUGGAAGGAUCCAACCACUUAAUAAAAUCUACAGUAACAUCAUUUCUUAAAACGCAGUAUAGCAUAUAUGGUCAACUCAGUUUCAUGAAAUUAGUGCACGAGAGUUUUCCAAAUUAUAAAACUAAAACAUACAAGACCGGAAAAAAUAACACUCAAUUUAAGUUUGCCUUAUUUUGUCAUUAACAGUUACUUAGGAAAUACAGUUUUUCAUUGAUUACAAAUCGAAGGAAAUAUGACUGUGUUUUUUUUUCACUUGCAUAUCGAAAAUUAUUCAAACAAUAGAAAUCAUGGUGAAGUUUUGGAAUAAUCUGAGUUUGGUAUUAUGUUUGAUGUUUUAUGGGGUGGUGCAAUCGCAACAGCCAUUCGGUUACAUAGGAUGUUACGAAAAGAGCACAUUUGGAAAAAACAUCACGACGGCGGUGACGCGAGAAAUCCAUGGCACGUACUGUAUUGACGUUUGCAAGACUUUAAUGUACAGAUAUGCUGGUACACAGGGUAUACAUUGUAAAUGUGGCCAUACUAUCCGAAGUCAUUCCAAACGAACAGAUUGUACAUUUGUAUGCGCAGGGCUGAGGAAUGAAUUCUGUGGGGGCUUAGAAAGCAUGUCAGUGUAUGAUAUAAGUAUAAAGACCCAACCGGAGACAAUUACCACACCGCGAACUACAACAACAACAACUGCCAGCACAAUAUCGACUGUCACGAUUAAAGAAUUUACCGAACCGACUAAUCCUGAUCUAAUUACAGUAACGACGCUACCUGAGACAACUGUUACACCGUCAUCUACUCCAACAACUGUCACUAUAAUGUCGACUGACACGAUUAAUGAUUUUACAGAUCAGACUACUGGGGAUCAAACCAAUAAGGAGACAGAGAAAGUUGGUAUACAGUCAGCAACUAGUUUGCAAAUUAGCGCGAAAGCAACAGUUGAAAUCAUCAAUAUGUCUACCGAUCGUAUCAGAAAACAAACAAGUAUAUCAAUAAUGGAACCAAAAUCAACAAAUACAGUUUUGUCAACAGCCAUGAAUACUAUCCCGUUAACAACAGACACUACAAAAUUGGCAAACAGCGGCUCUACUGCAAUAUACAUCUUAGUUUCGGUUAUCUCUGUAGUGUUGAUUGACGUCACUGCAAUCGUCAUCGUCUGCAGAUGGAGAAAACAGCGGUUACCUAAAGACAAAUAUGUUCAUAGCGAAACCGUAUCUAAUCAGUGUGCUCUAUACGACGUAGUAAGUUUAAAAGAGGACGUAGAUUUCGGUAAUGUACAAUGGGAAGAAACGUCUGCAUAUGGAUACAGCAAAGUAAAUAUUAGGUCGACCAAGCGUGUUGAAUCAGACGACAGUGUUGAACUGCAUCAAGAAUCCAGCUUUUCAACUCUUCCUGGCUAUUCAAAUGUAAACCACAUAUUCCAAAAUACAGAAUAUGCUUCGCCAGAUUACGCGAACACGUAUAUUGCAGAUGAUCUAGCUUACGGAAGAUAUUGGACAGGUACCACUGACACUUGUGGCAUGUAUGACACAAUACGAAGUAACACAAAAACAAAAAAUAUUAUCAAAAUGACAGAUUGUUGUAAACCAGCGUAUGAUCAUAUGCUAUUUGGUAACCAGGGCGAGAAAGAUUAAGUACACACUCAAAACUAUACUCCUUAUUAUUGUAAAAUUCAAUUUAGCACAACAAAACAUUUGUUUUAACUUACGAACAAUUAUCAAAAAAGUGAAGUUGACGAAUCAGGCAGAAUUCUUAUUACUUUAGGUGAUCAGGACGACUAAUCUCUCAUGACAGAGACAGAGACAGAGACAAAUUAAUAAAGUAAGAGUGGUAUAGGACAAUCGAAUAUAGAAAUGUGAACCUAUGGGCUACGAAAGUGUAUUUAAUCUUAUGGGCGAAAUAAAUUUGUUCAAACAUACAAACAGCUGAAUUUCCGAUAAACUGAAAGUUAUGGCAUAAUGCCAUUUAUCAGGAUACCGAGCUCGGCAUACAGAAAUGAAAACUGUUUUAAGAAUUAACGACAACCUGUGUGGGAGUAAAAAUACAUGUAUAUAACGGCAACCAUGUAGCUAGACUCCCAAUGAAAUUUAGUUUGUUUAUUGUGUCUCAGAGACAUUAUCGCCAAUCAUGGAGUUAGAUUCCCCAUGCAAUUUAGUUUGUUUAUUGUGUCUCAGAGACAUUAUUACCAAUCAUGGAGCUACAUUCCCCAUGCAAUUUAGUUUGUUUAUUGUGUCUCAGAGACAUUAUUGCCAAUCAUGGAGCUAGAUUCCCCAUGCAAUUUAGUUUGUUUAUUGUGUCUCAGAGACUUUCUCGCCAAUCAUGGAGAUGGAUUUCCUAUGACAAAGCUGGUAAUUAAAGCGUAAAACUGCUGUUUCAGUCACUUCUUGAGGAUGUUUUAACAGAAGAGUGUGUUAACAGAGAUAUUCUCGUGCUCAAGUACUGAUAAAACUCUUGUUUUGCAUGUGCGCGUUCCGUGGCAAAGUGUAAAAGUAUUACGGCCCGAAAACGGAUAAUUCAUAAGGAAAUAACAGCCCACAUGUUCACGUGCAUUUUAUGGGAAUUCAAUGGCGUUGAGGGACAGCAAAUCCUUUAUAGGUUUUUUAAUGUUUUAUGUUAGAUUAAAUGUAGCGCAAGUUCAUUUCGUGUUACAAAGUACUUAGAAUCUAUAGGGAUACGUUGGUUCUCUCGCCGAACUGAUCUUGAGUACCAACCGAUCCUUCAGGAUCCGACAGUUGUUAAAGAAAAAGCAUGCGUUAUCACUACAUUGUAACAAUCUGACGGUUUAAGUCCGAUCCAAAAAUGUUAAGAAUAAUUGUUGCUUCGCCGUUUGGCUGAUGCUAAUAUAAAAGUGCUUGUAAUUUCCUGGCGAUCAGGUGGCAAACUUAAACUGUAAGGUACAUGAAAUAUAGAAUUAGGAUCAAUUCAGCAAUACACUAAAUUGUUAUAGUAACAAAAUUGUUUAUAUUCACUAAAGUAUUAGCUUACUACAGAUUUUAAGCUUCCGCGUGGACAAGAUACUGCGCACUUACAAUAGGGGUUUUCUCAAACUGCAUAUUUCGUUUAAAUAACUGAUGCAAUGUUGUACCUCAAAAUGGUAGGAAUGCAUUUUGGUAGACACUACCAACAUGCGUUACUCGUAACGCAGUUUGGUAAUUUACAAAAGAGAAGGACCAAAAUGCGUUGGAUUUGUACACAUCCAACGCAAAACGGUAUUAACACAAAUGAAGAAAAAAGCCAAAAUCUGCAAUAAAUAUUAAGAGAAAAUCAUCCGCAUUUAUAUAUUUAUAUAAAUACUAAGAUACAUGACAUUGUAUACCUUAAUGCGGAGAAAACUUCAUUUCUGAGUAAAGAAUUAUCAGUGAUUUUUUUACCCAUCCAAACACAUAGAAACCACCAUUUCCACGCGUUGUCCGCGGAGGACCCCGAAAUACCAUUCGCAUGUAUAAGCGUAAAAUAUUAAAUACAACGACAGAGAAUUUAACUGUUGGAAACUUCUUCAAAUAAGCCCAAGCCAACCUUUUAACCAUUCUUUCACGUUGUGUUUCAAAGAUAUCUGUGGUGGACUCUCGAAACACUUCAGCUUUACAGAGGGAAAAUGUUUUUGCCGGAAAUAUUCAUCUAAGACCCCUUAAACAUACACAAAAAUUAUUGUUACAUGUAUUUUCAAUCUAAAAUUUGGUAAACAUCAAAUUCCAGUAUGCGGGGAUUAUGACAAUUUAAUUCUAGACUUCUUUUAAAGCAUGGUUACUGUUAUACUUGUAAUUUUUGUAUAUUAUGCAUUUUAAAGACUUCUGAAAUUUGAGACGUGUUUGUCGAAGAGACAUUGAAGCAAUUCUGA